UGUCCGACGUGAGAAGUGAACCGCGUCACGUAACAUAGCAACUCGAAGAUGGUCGAGAAAAAGCGUCGCAGAAAGCUCGUCGGUUUUAGAGCAAAGGUCUGAUUCGAGCAGACACAGCUAGUCGUCUGACUAACGUUUGGAUUUUUUACUUGUAUGUGCAAGUUAACGCUAACCUGACUACCGCUACGAUUCGGCGAAUAAUUGGAACGAAAACGCCGAACUCUGUCAGAUAUUCGCUUGUAAACUACAGACUCGAAAGCUGUGGGUUUUCGAGCGAGCUUUGAGAGGAAUUUAAAGAUAUUAACGCUAACUAGUUAAGUGAGUUUUCUCCAUUUUUGAUCGCGGAAAAAGUGUCAUCAGUACGGUUCGCGAAUUUGUUGCUACACGGAGCGGUUUAGCGCGUAACGAGCGAGGCUAACAGUGUAAACAGAAAGCCGCCUUGCAUGUGUGAUUUAUAAAAAGAGAAGGAUUUCGGGAUAACGUUAUGUUUAAGAAUACAUUCCAAAGCGGAUUCUUGUCCAUUCUGUACAGUAUUGGGAGCAAACCUCUCCAAAUAUGGGAUAAAAAGGUGAGAAAUGGACAUAUAAAGCGGAUUACCGACAACGACAUCCAGUCUCUGGUCCUUGAGGUGGAGGGAACUAAUGUCAGCACAACAUACAUCACAUGCCCGGCAGACCCAAAGAAAACCCUUGGCAUCAAACUUCCCUUCCUGGUUAUGAUAAUCAAGAAUCUCAAGAAGUAUUUCACAUUUGAAGUUCAGGUGCUGGAUGAUAAGAACGUGCGGCGGCGAUUCAGGGCAAGUAACUACCAGAGCACCACCCGGGUGAAGCCGUUCAUCUGUACCAUGCCCAUGCGGCUGGACGACGGCUGGAACCAGAUCCAGUUCAACCUGUCCGAUUUCACAAGAAGGGCUUACGGCACAAACUAUAUCGAGACGCUCCGUGUACAGAUUCAUGCAAACUGUCGCAUAAGAAGAGUGUACUUUUCUGACAGACUGUACUCUGAGGAUGAGCUUCCAGCAGAGUUCAAACUCUAUUUGCCGGUGCAAAACAAAGCAAAGCAGUGAAGUGGCACAUCUGAAGGAUUCUCCUUUGUUCUAUCUGCAGUUUUUCCACACAACAUAAUUUCUAGUAACAUGUCUUUGCUUUGUAUUUGUAAAGUUAUUUUGGAACCAUGUGAUUAGUUUCUGUGUUUGUUCCCUGCUAAAUAAACGUUUUAUAUGCA
Molecule: messenger RNA, 1224 nt
Organism: Pygocentrus nattereri (red-bellied piranha)
Lineage: Eukaryota; Metazoa; Chordata; Actinopteri; Characiformes; Serrasalmidae
Gene: cfap20
Product: cilia and flagella associated protein 20
Exons: 6
Coding region: 485-1066 (193 amino acids)
Biological process (GO): regulation of cilium beat frequency involved in ciliary motility; cilium assembly; positive regulation of cell motility
Cellular component (GO): ciliary basal body; motile cilium
Source: RefSeq, a predicted model, not a curated record